UCAGUCACACUAACUGGCAACCAGAGCAGCGUUGCCGCUGUAGAUUCCUUUCGUGUCCGUGCGACGUUUUCCGCCAUUAAUACGUUGUAGUUUGGGAAGUCCGUAGUACAUAGGCGUACAUAAAUAAGUUCAAAAAGUGUAUGUCUCAUUCCUCCUCCUUGAUCAGUAUGAUAUUUGAAUGAGCACUAUCGAACAAACUGUGACAAGUGUAACAACUAACUCGGCACUUAGAGCCAGUUAUUACAGACGUUAUCAUCUUAUAUUUUCAAUUAACAAAUAACAAAGAAAUGACGCUAGAAACAUCGACAUGGUUAAAUCUAUGCUUUGUGGAGAAGAUCCUGCGAAAGUCGGCAAACGACGAUUCGAUUCAGGUGAUCGAUAUAGUUUCGAAACCGGCUACAAACAAGGGUGACAACUACACUAGCGACAUGAUUAGGAUUAAUGCGGAAUAUACACGCGACUCUAAGAUUAAAGAAAAAAAAUCCAUUAUUAUCAAACUCUCUCCUGUACAUGGUAUUCGACAGAAGAUCGUCACACAAGCAGGUUUCUUUCACACAGAGAUGUCGAUGAUGUCCGAUACUUUGGAUAAAAUGAAUAAGUUGUUGGGGCCAAAGCAUCGCUUGAGUGCGAAAAUUCUCUAUGCGCAAAAUGAAAAUCCAACGCUUCUAGUGAUCGAAGAUCUCGCAUCUCUCGGUUUUCGAAUGGCUGAUCGUUUUUCUGGUCUCGAUUUAGAUCAUUCUCUAUUGGCAUUUCGCGGACUUGCCAGAUUUCAUGCAGCCUCCGUUGUCUUAUGCGAAAAGAACCCGAAGCAAAAAGAGAUGUACACAAAAGGAAUGUUUUGUAAUCAGCACUCGCUAGAAACGAAAUCUUUCUUCAUUCUGGCUGUCAAAGCUUUAGCAGAUGAGAUUGCAAACUGGCCAGAAGCGAAAAAAUACUCGAAAAAAAUUGCUAAACUUUCCGAUCACAUAUACCAAAUAGGAAUAGAUGCACAUACGCUCUGUGAAGACGAAUUUAAUGUUAUUAAUCAUGGUGAUUGUCACAUAAAGAAUAUAUUAUUCAAAUAUGACUAUAAUGGGAAACCUACUGAUCAGAUUUUUGUAGACUUUCAAAUGUGUAUCUACGCGUCGGCGACACUCGAUCUUCUCUAUUUGUUCAAUUCAAGUAUUUCCAUCGAUGUUAUUGAACAUAAGACAGAUAUUUUAUUAAACGAAUAUCUUCACACCUUGUCAACGACUAUGAACCAAUUGAAUUGCAAGACGCAGCCGCCCACUAUGACAGAACUGAAGGUUUCCAUAAAACGAAAAGCUAGCUAUGGAAUGCUGACAUCUUUCAUCUUUUUACCUCUUUUGGUGGGCUAUAAGUCUGAGGCAAAAGAUUUUGAUGAAAUAUUGUGCAGUGGUACUUAUACGAAUCCAGGUUUAAAGAAUGAGAUUUUUAAAGAAAUAUUGAUAAAAAAAUUGCCACUGUAUGAUGAGUGGGGUUUGCUGGAUCUUUAAUGUAUACUUUAGUGAUUACAGAAAUCUUGGAAAUAAAGAUAUUAGAUGUACUAUAAAUAUAACAAAUACAUUAAAAUUAAUAACAAUA
Acromyrmex echinatior (Panamanian leafcutter ant) is the source of this 1584-nucleotide messenger RNA. RefSeq lists its product as uncharacterized. The record is from RefSeq and is a predicted model, not a curated record. Lineage: Eukaryota; Metazoa; Arthropoda; Insecta; Hymenoptera; Formicidae.